UCCUCAAUAUUCUUGCUAACAUCUUGCGAUACAGAGCUCGUGCGAGUAGUCCGGAAGCUCUUCCGAACUCCGUUCAUUUACCGAAGUCGCGCUCAGCUCAAUUGCAAGUCGAAUUUGCACUGCACUGCGACCUGCGGAGCGGUUUACCGAACAUCUCAUAUCACGAGACAACCACCGCCUGGUCACAUUAGCCAGCAUAAAGUGCGGGGAGGUCAGUCUGCCUCUCCGGACACAGCAGCGCCAGUACUUGGACUGGCCAGAGCAAUUCAGCGGUCCCACCCGGGAUUUCCAGCGCCCACAAUCUUCUGCUAGCAAUACAGCACAAUAGCUGAGACAUCUACUUCUGUCAAGAUGGCAGCUACUUUUUCAUACGCGCAGGCUGCGAAGGGCAUUUCAAGUCCUGUCUCUGUUAGCAAGCCUGCUUCUGGCUCGACAACGCCGGCUAAGGACGAUGCUUCCAAAAUCCCGCUCACUUCGACCAACAAAGUCAACAACUGGGCCGAUGAUGCCGAGAACGAAUCCGCGAACGAACACGCAACGUCGAAUGGCGACCUCCAAACCCCAUCCUCGAAGCCUUCGAAUUCCACCGAAUCCCUCGAGGCGUCUACCACCGACCUCGAUUCUCUGUCUGCUUCCACAGUGACCAAGGACGACGACGUGUCUUCACAGCCGAACAUGUCUUCCGAGUCGACGUGGGAUAAUAAAUCACAGGCCUCCACUUCAGUCGAUAAGACUGUUGAGCCUGUACAAAAGACUUCAGAGAAGCCGGAAAAGAGCGAAAAGGGCAAGAAGGGAAAGAAGGGCGAGAAGGGCGAGAAGAAAGAAGCCGAGAAGGAGAAGGAGCCACCGAAGCCUCUCAAGGAAGCACCCCUGCCAACAGUCAAUAUCUGGCAACAGCGCGCAGAUCAACAGAAGUCUCAGGCGAAGCCUACAGCGUCGCCCCCCACGAAUGGCGUGUCCAAGAAGGGCACUCCCGAGGGGAGACCAUCCACGGCUGAGAUCAAGUCCAAAGCCCGCGAGGAAGACAAGACAGCUUCUCCGCGAAAGGACACGAAGGGAGACGCCGAGAAGAAGGGAGUGAAGGGCAAGCCAUAUGAUAAGGACCAGAAACCGGCGUCAAGCGCUAUGCCACUACCGCCCAACCAGGACGAGGAGGCAUGGCCAACACCCGAGACAGCAGUCGACGAGGACCGCAAGAAGGCUCACGAGAAGAGCGAGAAGGAGCGCAAGGACAGCGCGCCAAACGGCUCUGCAGGCAAACACGAGUGGGUCAAGGUUCCAUAUACCCCGUCUGUGGUCUUCAACACCCCGCUGCCCAAUGCUGCAAACUCGCGUAGAGGAGGUAGACCUGGAGGUCGUGGUGGAGCACAGUCGAACGGCAGGCCUGCUGGAUUUGGCGCCAACGGUGUUGCGACAUCCGAGAACCCUUCGACUGCAGAGGCUGUAUCCAAUGGCGAGCAGCCUAAGCGCGAAGUGAAUGGCGUCGCCGGAGAUGCAUCUCCCAAGUCAAAGCGUUCAGGCAGUGCCACCUCGCCAACGCUCAAAGAACACGUACCUGCAGUCAACGGAGAGAAGACUGUGAAGGGAGCCGGCGCCGCACCUUUCGAGCCCGAGGCACCCAAGCGCGCCUCUACCACAACAGACGUAUCCAACCAGAAUGGUACGUUGCCUCGUCAGUACUCGAGCAGGUCUGGUAAGGGUCGCAGGGGCGACUUCAACGGCUCUGAACGAAGACGGGAUGGUGAUGCAUCCCCCACCAAGGACGCCGCUCAUACUGAUAGCUCUGAGAAUGAGCGACGGACGUUUGAUGGGUCAAACGGCGUCCACCCCAAGCAGGGCCGUUACAACAACUCGUAUGCUGGCGGCCGGGAUAGACCCCGUGGUGGCGGUCGAGGAGGACGAGGUGGAUUCUCCAACGGUGGCCAAUUCACUAACGGACAUGCUCAGCAGAGCAGCGGCUCAUUCUCGAUGGGCCCCGGCUCUCCGACCACAUUCAACCCAGGAAACAAUGCUUUCUUCACAGCGCCCCAAGGCAAAUACGGUCGCAACAGCCACCGCUCACAAUCUGUUGCUGAAUCAUUUCGAUACCCCGCCUUCCACGGUGCUCAGCAGCUGCCUUCCGUGAAUACAUUCAAUAUGUACGACUACAACAUGGUGGCGCCCAUGAGUGCUGCGCCCUUCAACCCCUAUGGUGUCGAUCAGUUCGCUUUGUUCCAGAUGAUCACAACUCAAGUUGAAUAUUACUUCUCGGUUGAUAACCUGCUGAAGGAUUUGUAUCUGCGAAAGCACAUGGAUUCGCAAGGAUUUGUGUCUCUCGACUUCAUCGCUGCAUUCAAUCGCAUCAAGAGCUUAAGUACCGACAUCGAGCUCCUCAAGCUGGUUUGCCAGCAGUCGAGCAACGUACAAUACCGCACUGGCGAGGACGGCCGUGACAGGCUUCGUCGCCGCGAGGGUUGGGAGCAGUGGGUCCUGGGCAUGGAUGAACGAGACGAGUCCGCCCAGAAUGAGGGCCCAAAGGAGCUGCGCAACCCUCCCGUCCCCAACCCUGCUGGCUUUGAUCAGUCAAACCCCCCUCAGUACCCGACAAUGAGCACCGGGUUUGGCAAUGAUGUCACAUACCCCCAACAUAACCCGUUCGUUCCAAAUGCAUCUCAAGAUGCCGCUGCGGCCCCUACCGAAGACUUGGUCAACGGUACCUCGCCCGAAGGCGCGAAUGGCACAAAUGGUCACCCGAUCGAGGAAUCAAUCAAGGCUGUAAGUAUAGAUCCUCAUUCAUGUCUACACUGCAAGCGGAAAGUUUGAUGGUUGUUGCUCGCAAACAAAUCCAGUCACUAGCAGUUUUACCCCCCUAGCUGUACAAACUCUUUCUAAUACAUGCAUCGAUAGUAAAGUAGUGGUGUAGAUGAACUGAAC
Messenger RNA from Boeremia exigua, 2913 nucleotides. RefSeq lists its product as uncharacterized. Gene Ontology annotation, cellular component: cytoplasmic stress granule; cytosol. Gene Ontology annotation, molecular function: RNA binding. The coding region runs from base 352 to 2802 and encodes 816 amino acids. Gene Ontology annotation, biological process: positive regulation of translation. The transcript is spliced from 2 exons. NCBI's taxonomy places the organism in Eukaryota, Fungi, Ascomycota, Dothideomycetes, Pleosporales, Didymellaceae. The record is from RefSeq and is a predicted model, not a curated record.